GAUGUGAAUUAUUAAAAAGAAAAUGGCCCAACGGAGCACCGUAUUUCCUUCUCUUGUCACCGAGGAAAGGUAUAAUAUAUGGAAAAUAUGCAUCUAAGGCGAGUUAGAACCAUGCCCCGUCACAGCCAGUCUCUGACCAUGGCACCGUACUCAUCUGUGAGUCUAGUGGAGCAGCUGGAAGACAGAAUCCUCUGCCACGAGAAAACCACCGCUGCCCUUGUGGAACACGCCUUCCGGAUUAAAGACGACAUCGUCAGCAGUUUGCAGAAGAUGCAGAACAAAGGGGGAGGUGACCGCCUGGCCAGGCUGUUUUUGGAGGAGCACAUUAGGAACAUAACUGCUAUAGUGAAGCAGCUUAAUCGGGAUAUCGAGGUACUCCAGGAGCAGAUCCGGGCCCGGGACAACAUUAGCUACGGAACGAAUUCUGCCUUAAAGACUCUGGAGAUGCGACAACUCUCCGGCUUGGGGGAUCUGCGAGGAAGAGUGGCAAGAUGUGACGCCAGCAUAGCCAGACUCUCUGCAGAGCACAAAUCCACCUACGAGGGGCUUCAGCACUUGAACAAGGAACAGCAAGCUGCCAAGCUCAUCUUGGAAACAAAAAUUAAAGACGCAGAGGGACAGAUUUCUCAGCUUUUGAACAGAGUGGACUUGUCAAUAUCCGAGCAAAGCACCAAACUGAAGUUGUCCCACAGGGAUAGUAACCACCAGCUUCAGCUUUUGGAUACUAAAUUUAAAGGUACAGUUGAAGAACUCAGUAACGAGAUUUUAUCUGCACGGAAUUGGUUGCAGCAAGAACAAGAACGGAUAGAAAAAGAACUUUUACAGAAAAUUGACCAGCUUUCCUUGAUUGUUAAGGAAAACAGUGGAGCCAGUGAGAGGGACGUGGAGAAGAAGCUCAGCCAGAUGUCAGCCAGACUUGACAAAAUAGAAGAGGGUCAAAAGAAGACUCUGGAAGUACAGAGACCAAAGCAGGAAGAGGAGAAGCUGCACGGGAGGAUCAGCAAGCUUGAGCUACAGAUGAAUGAGGACAUGAAGGAGAUGAAGGCAGAAGUUAACGCUGGGUUUGCAGCCAUCUAUGAAAGCAUAGGAUCCCUCAGGCAAGUUCUCGAAGCCAAGAUGAAGCUGGACAGGGACCAGCUACAGAAGCAAAUCCAACAGAUGCAGAAGCCGGAAGCUCCCAUGUGAAGGGAGUUGGGACAAGGACCUGAAAGGAGCUCUUGCCAGCGGGGCUCAGAGCUCUGCAGCCAGGCUGUCACUGCAUUGCGGAUCGUUCCAUCCAUGGUGUGCAUGUGCCAAGUGAUGUGCUUUCAUGGGUCUAAAAGUUUACCUUGAGUCUCGAAGAUACUUUCUUUAAAAUUAUUAAAUACGAUUUUUACCAUUUUGUUUCAAUUAUCUAAAUUCAAUGGAAUUUUUGCCCCCUGGAUUUUGAAAGACUUUGUUUUAUGAAUGAAAAGACUUACUUUUUCUUUGAUGCUCGAUGCUCUAGCCAACACUGUUUCCUAUUUUGAAAAUGUCAUGGUGAUUUCUUU
This is a messenger RNA of Trichechus manatus latirostris (Florida manatee), 1529 nucleotides long. It is a transcript of the gene FAM81A, whose product is annotated as family with sequence similarity 81 member A. Bases 79 to 1185 code for a protein of 368 amino acids. The record is from RefSeq and is a predicted model, not a curated record. NCBI's taxonomy places the organism in Eukaryota, Metazoa, Chordata, Mammalia, Sirenia, Trichechidae. The transcript is spliced from 8 exons.